Molecule: messenger RNA, 1571 nt
Organism: Cherax quadricarinatus
Lineage: Eukaryota; Metazoa; Arthropoda; Malacostraca; Decapoda; Parastacidae
Source: RefSeq, a predicted model, not a curated record
AUGGCGCCAGGGGUGACCCAUGCAGACGACUUAGCCUACCUCUUCAACUUGAGAGGGUUUCAGCUCACUCGCGCUCCUGACCUUGCCCUCAGAGAUCUCUUCACUAAACUUUGGACCAACUUCGCCGAUACUGGGAACCCAACGCCAGACUCAUCUUUGGGUUUCAUCUGGGAACCUACCACAGAAGCUCACCUGCAGCAUCUGGUCCUGUCUCCUUCACCUUUCAUGCAGAACGACACCAGACGUCAGCAACAGCGGCAGCGGCAGCAGCGACUUCCAAGCUCCGUACUUUUCUCCAACUACCAGAGCUACCAAUGCUCCUAUGAUGACCUAGCUACAAACAAAACUGCACUACCCAACGUAGCACCCAGAAUAACCAAAGAUUACCAACAGUGAAACCUACAAAUCGAAAAUAAUAGAGAUCAAAGGAAGACCGCACACAAACCGAAAGCAACACCCCGCUGCCAGCCGAACAACGUAACCCUAAGCUUUGUAUACUACAACUUCUUCUUAACUACAACAAUUCCUGUAGUAUUAUGAGGCGCAAUCUAAGAGGAAACAGCACCAAGGCCAGCAAGAAAACACCGAAAAAUCAACUAUUCAACAAGUGUAGCCAGGAGGACGCCGGCUCAGCAACCACCCCACUCACCACCACUCAAGGCCGCACCACAACAAUAACAACAAACAUGGCUGCCACCAGCCCAUCCUCCCCUCUCUUCCCCGGAUUCAACCUACCAAGUAGUCUCUCAGGUAACCAUGCUUCCGGCUUCUCCCUCAAUGGUGCGGCGAUUUUCGGAUUGCCCGCCCAGCCCACGUCGGACCAACUCCGGUCCCGCACCUAAACCCCCAAGAUCAUUACCUGAUGAUACUACUCCUCUUCUCAUUCUGCCCAGAAAAGACCGGACAGGAAAAGGACACUGGCUGCAGAUCAUUCUUACUACUUGCUACUCUUGGUCUGGAUUAUAAAAAAAAAUCUCCUGUGCUUGAUACUGCAACACGUUGUCCCAGUAAAAGCUUGUUUUCCAGCUAGUCUUUAUUUUUACCAUGUGGAUCCUUCUUAAAAGUGCUCCAACCACUGAUCUAGGAGCUGCACAAGUGUGUCAGGAAAAUGUUGCUGCGUUCACCACUGAUAAGAAUGAGUCCAUUUUGGUCAAAUUCUUUCACUCUUGUAAAAAUCAACCACAACACUGAUGAAAAAACCACUGUUUUGACUGAAUGUUACAGAGCCUACCACAUCACAUGAUGGGAUAUGACGGCAUAUGAUGGUAUAUGUCGGUAUAUGAUGGUACGUGAUGGUAUAUAAGAACAUAAGAAAGAAGGAAGACUGCAGCAGGCCUACUGACCCAUGCGAAGCAGGUCCAAGUGAACCCCCUAGAAGUUGGAAGUGCUCCUUCCUUUAGUGGAAGGGACCUAGUCAGGUCACUUCCAUUUAAGGAAGGAGCACAGCAUCAGACCUAGUAGAACAAGCUAGUCAGGUCCAACUCGCACCCACCCACACCCAUCGUGUAUUUAUCUAACCUAUUUUUAAAAUUGCACAAUGUUUUCGCUUCUAUGACGGUACUCGGGAGUUU